UCACAGUUCUCUAACCCGGAAGUGGUUCUUUCGAGCGAGUUGGGCGGACAAGAUGGCGGUAGCCGUGCGCACUUUGCAAGAACAACUGGAAAAGGCGAAGGAGAGUCUGAAAAAUGUGGACGAAAACAUACGCAAAUUAACGGGCCGCGACCCGAACGAUACCAGACCGGCACCCACAAGGCGGAUGACCAUCACAGGACCAAAUGCUGUUGGAGGUAGAGGCCGUGGUGGCAUUGUGCUACGGCGUGGACUCUCGGAUGGAGGAGCAGGACCCCCAGCCAAACAACGGGACUUUGAAGGUGCACUGAGCAGGCUGAGUGGGGAGCGUCGGCAGAGGAGAGAGUCACGCCAGGAAAGCGACGCUGAGGAGGAGGAUGAUAAGAAACCAGCGUUGCAAUCCUCUGUUGUUGCUACCUCCAAAGAACGCACACGCCGAGAUCUUAUACAAGAUCAGAACAUGGAUGAAAAAGGAAAACAAAGAAAUCGGCGAAUAUUUGGUCUGUUGAUGGGAACCCUUCAAAAAUUCAAACAAGAAUCUAAUGUUGCCACAGAAAGAGAAAAAAGACGACACGAAAUUGAACAAAAGCUUGAAGUGCAGGCAGAAGAAGAGAAGAAACAGGUGGAAAAUGAGAGGAGAGGGCUUUUUGAGGAAAGACGUGCCAAACAAACUGAAUUGCGACUAUUGGAGCAGAAAGUUGAACUGGCACACUUGCAAGAAGAAUGGAAUGAACACAAUGUGAAAAUAAUCAAGUAUAUAAGAACAAAAACAAGACCCCACCUGUUCUACAUACCUGGUAGAUUGUAUCCACCAACUCAGAAGCUACUGGAUGAGUCGCAGAAAAAGAUGAAUUCUAUAUUUGAAAAUAGACGGGCAGAAUUUGCAGAACAGUUGAAUAAAAUGGAAGCUAGACCUAGGCGCCAUUCCAUGAAAGACAAAGAUCAAGAAAAGAAGCACGAAGAUGAAAAUGAACAGAAGGAGGACCCAGAAGAUGGUAAGGUGGCUCGGCAUGAGAUAGAUGAGGAGACAGGUAAUCUUCCUAAUGACAUAGAGAUGGAGGACACCUUUGAGGAAGAGAAGGAUGUUAGUAUUAUUGUAAGAGAUGUAGAAAUGGUGCAGGAGAGUAGACUUAUGGAAGACGGUGAUGAUUUUAAGGCCGAGGAAAAGAUUGAGGAAGAGGGUAGGGUUCAGGUUGAGGUAGAGAUAGAGGAACCACAGCCUAGUAGGUGGGAAGAAAAGGAGAUAGAGGUUGAGGAAGAAGUAAAAGAAGAUGAGGAAAGAGACAACGUGGAGGAAGAGGUACCACAGCAGGCACUGGAUACUAGUCAGACAAGUGUUUAUGAAUCAAGUGCAGACAUUAACCAUACUAAGGAAGAAGAGAGUGAGGAGAGAGCUGAUCAGUCAGAAAGUAAAGUUCAUGAGGAAGCAGAGACGCAAAAGACAAAUGAGCUUGAGUCUGAAAUAGAAACAGAGUCUGUAGAAACAAAUAAAGUUGAACGAGACUUUAUGUUCCAUCCACCAGCUCAUUAUGAGCCCCAGACAAGGCUAGAAUCCCAUUAUCGUGUGGAAGAAGAGCCAAUGCCCGAAAGGGAAGCUGUAGUCAUAGCUGUAAAUAUUACAGAUCCCCAAGUAGAGCAAAUCCAGAUUACCCCCUCAGAACAUAAAGAAAAGAGGAGCAAAAGUAGAGGAAGAGCCAAGAACAAAGUAGGCAAGAGCAGAAGCCGGAGCAGUAGCAGCAGUAGUUCUAGCAGUAGCUCCAGUUCAAGCAGUAGUGGAAGUAGCUCGAGCAGCAGCAGUAGUCAGAGCAGUUCAAGCAGUAGUAGCAGCAGCAGCGGGAGCAGCAGCAGGGAUAGCAGUAGCAGCAGUAGUAGCAGCAGUGAAAGUCGAAGCCGGAGCAGAGGGAGAGGGCAUAACAGAGAUGAGAAACGCAAGAGAAGUGUUGAGCGAAAGCGACGAGAAAGAGAAACAUCUGGAGCAGAGAGGAGUCACAAGUCUUCUAAAGUCAGUAGCAGAGGCCCCAAAGGAUCCAAGGAGAAAGGCUCGUCAAGGUCUGACCGCAAGAGGACUGUUUCUGAAGGUAGCCGGUCAGGCAAAAGGCCGUCGAGGAGUGAGAGAGACCGUAAAUCAGACAGAAAGGAUAAAAGACGUUGAUCAGAUUGUGUACCGGACUGUAGUAGAACAUGGUGCUGCCUUUAACAAUAGCAUGGUACUAAUUGUUUGGGGAAAGCACAAUGAAUCUAUUUUUAUUUUACCUUGAUGCAUAAUUUUAUAAUUUGGUGAUUUAACAGGAGGUGUAAGCUCAAAAGAUCUUCAAAUAAAACCAUAAAGGAUA
Messenger RNA from Bufo gargarizans (Asiatic toad), 2330 nucleotides. Its product is annotated as pinin-like. Gene Ontology annotation, cellular component: catalytic step 2 spliceosome. The transcript has 9 exons. NCBI's taxonomy places the organism in Eukaryota, Metazoa, Chordata, Amphibia, Anura, Bufonidae. The record is from RefSeq and is a predicted model, not a curated record. Bases 53 to 2149 code for a protein of 698 amino acids.